AUGCCAACAGACCUUCCAUAUGCAGCUGACGCAGAGGUUUCUUUGGCUCCGGAAGAGCUGGCUGUACUCCGCACACAAUACGAGAAGGAGUUGAGCCAGGGAUACGUAUCUGUUCAGACCAAGUUUAACUAUUCGUGGGGUUUAGUAAAGAGCCAGCGGAGAGAUCAUCAGGUAGAGGGUGUGCAGCUAUUGCUUGAGAUUUAUCGAGCCGAGCCUGCAAGAAGACGAGAGUGUCUGUAUUAUCUAGCUUUGGGCCACUACAAGAUGGGCAACUUGGAAGAUGCUAGGAAAUUCAACGCGCUUCUGCUAAGCAAAGAGCCGACAAACAUGCAAGCCCAGAGUCUAGCUCAACUCAUCGACAAGAGUACUGCUCGAGAUGGCUACAUCGGCAUGGGUAUUGCGGGAGGCGCAGCAGUUAUUCGUGGACAUGCCUCUGAAUAUCUCAAAGCCGCAGGACCGCUCAUAUCAUCUUUCCAAGGCGCUCCUACCGCAUAG
Messenger RNA from Rhizoctonia solani, 495 nucleotides. Its product is annotated as fission 1 protein. The record is from RefSeq and is a predicted model, not a curated record. Gene Ontology annotation, biological process: autophagy of mitochondrion; peroxisome fission; mitochondrial fission. Gene Ontology annotation, molecular function: protein binding. The coding region runs from base 1 to 495 and encodes 164 amino acids. Gene Ontology annotation, cellular component: mitochondrial outer membrane; peroxisomal membrane. NCBI's taxonomy places the organism in Eukaryota, Fungi, Basidiomycota, Agaricomycetes, Cantharellales, Ceratobasidiaceae. The transcript is spliced from 6 exons.